CGUCCUCUGCAGUCACCAUCCGGCGAGGCUAAGUCUCGUGCGGCUCUCCGCGUCCGUCGCUCCGCUGACCAGAUUGGUGCCUUCGCGUGUGUCUGUAGCCGCUGCUACGACAACGCUCAGAACGAUUCCGCUCAGUUUGCUCGCGAAGCGCGUCAGCAAGAGCUGCUGCUUUUGUUUAAACAAUUGCGGCAUACGAAAGCUCGCACGGCGGCGCGCAUCGCAGUGACUCCGAGAGUUGCCGGUCGCGAUAAAACGGCAGCAACAAGAUUUUCUCUAACCAUCUCCCCAACACAGGUUGUUCGAGGAGCAGUUGCCGGUCGGCGUGUUAUUUAGCAAAAAUCAACCAUGGGUGACGCCGACGAGACGUUCGAGAACGCCGACGCCGGCGCGUCGGAGGUCAUCCCGAUGGAGGCCGGCCAGAUCCGCAAGGGCGGCUACAUCGUCAUCAAGAACCGCCCCUGCAAGGUCGUCUCCGUCUCGACGUCCAAGACGGGCAAGCACGGCCACGCCAAGUCGGACGCCGGCGUCCUCUAUCCGCUUUGCAUGCGAAAGCCCAGGAUACAUCUCACAGGUGCAACUUCGUCGCGACCGACAUCUUCACGGGCAAGAAGCUCGAGGACAUCGUGCCCUCGACGCACGGCACGACGGUGCCCAACGUCUUCCGCUCGGAGUACACGCUCCUCGACAUCACGGACGAGGACUACCUCUCGCUCAUGGACGAGGGCGGCGAGACGCGCGAGGACCUGAAGAUGCCCGAGCGCCCGGAAGAGCUCGUCAAGUCGAUCCGCGAGGGCUUCGACGCCGGCGACUCGCUCAUCCUCGCCGUCGUGAAGGCCAUGGGCGAGGAGCACGUCAUGGCCUGCAAGAAGGACACGUCCUAAAUGGGCAGUUCCGCCCGGUGCCGCGCGUGUUGAACGGUGUGGCGGCGCCUAGACCUAAUAUUUCCGUCUACUAGUGACUUCUCGCGGCGACGGCGUAUGGUCGGCACGCGACAUUCUGUUACGGUGGUGCUAGGAUUCAUC
Pelagomonas calceolata is the source of this 1022-nucleotide messenger RNA. NCBI's taxonomy places the organism in Eukaryota, Pelagophyceae, Pelagomonadales, Pelagomonadaceae. The record is from the annotation of a GenBank genome assembly.